UCCUCCUAGCUCCGCCCCCUUGCGCUUGGCGUCGGCGCGCUUUCGGUCCUGGGAGGCGUGCACAGGAAGGGGCGGGACCAGGCCAGCUGCGCGCGCAGAAGGCUAGUGACCGGAGUAGUUCAAGAUGGCAGCGGCCGUAUUUCGAGCUUCGUUGCUGGGGUGGAGAACCGGCGUCCUACCGGGCUGCGGUCUACGGCGGCUGAGCCAGACCCAGGGGCCUCCCGAUUACCCCAGCUUCGUGGAGUCUGUUGCUGAAUACCAGUUUGUAGAGCUCCUGUUACCCCCUACCAGCAUCCCAAAGCCCCCGAAGCAUGAACAUUAUCCUACGCCUAGUGGCUGGCAGCCCCCCAGAGACGCCCUGCCUAACCUGUCCUACUCUGUGCGGCGCUCUCGGAUGUACAAUCUCCCUGUCUACACGGACAUCACACAUGGCAACCGCCAGAUGACUGUGAUCCGGAAGGUGGAGGGGGACAUUUGGGCCCUGCAGAAGGAUGUGGAAGAUUUUCUGAGCCCAUUGCUGGGGAAGACACCUAUCACCCAGGUCAAUGAGGUGACAGGUACCCUGCGGGUCAAGGGCUACUUUGAACAGCAGCUCAAAGCCUGGCUCCUAGAGAGGGGCUUCUGAGGCCCCGCUCAGCAGCCUGCGUGACAGCAUCCCUGACAGACUGGAUUCCAGGGGUUCUCAAGAGAGGGGGUGUCGGAGCAGGCAGGAUUGGGGCUGAGCGCUGGGGCAGGGUAGAGUGAGGGCUAAAGAGCUUCAGAGCAGGCCUUGCUUGCAUAAAGGGGGAAAUGGGACCCUCUGCACAGGUGCCAGCCCUGGGGGAGGGCUACGUAACAUUGGAUACCCAUUAGAAACAGCUGAGCUACUGGGGGGCAUUAGUUGCUAUCCCUCCGACCCCCGACUUUGGCCUGUUCCUGCUUUCCCUUUAUUGGGGUUCCUUGAGCUCAGCCAUUGUUUCUGGAGGUUGUUCACUGCCUCUCUGGUGGAAGCAAUAGCCCACCCAGUUUAGGGGAGGGGAGCAUCAGACAGACCCAUUGGGCGUAUUCCUUCCUUGGCCCUCAGACCCUCACUGCUGCUAAUGUUCCCAAGCCCUUGCUCCAAGCCAGACGUGGGUCCUGGAAGUCUUCUUCAGUUCCAAGUGCAGUGCCAGGCACGGGCACAGAAACAGAGUGCCCAUGUCAGCCCCUAGGCUCCUUCUUUUCACCCAGGGACAGGUAGAAGGCCGUUUCCUCCGCCCCGUGCCAGACGAGAUUUGGGCCUCACUGGGUUUCCAACUGCAGAAAGCCGUGAUUAGCUUUAGCUGGUCUGCCCACAAGGGGGUGCUUGGGUGCUCCUGGCCAUCCUUUCCAGUUUGCUGAUCUGGUGUCAAGGCCACCUGCUUUGCAGGCAGGAAGAAGAUGGCCUUUUGCUUCUGCCAUACCAUCCCACCCCCAGCCAGUGAACCUUCACACUUGCCCUGUCGCCAAGGCCAAAGGCUUGAGUUCCAACCCCACCCCGGCAUCAGACUGGCUAAGACAGACCUCAGAGCCUGGCUCCCCUCCUUGAUCUCUUACCUUAGGCAGGGUAAUUAACCUUUUGGGGGCUCAGUUUCUUCAUGUGUAAAAUGGGUAUCUCUUCCUAUU
This is a messenger RNA of Rhinolophus ferrumequinum (greater horseshoe bat), 1623 nucleotides long. RefSeq names its product mitochondrial ribosomal protein L49 (gene MRPL49). Lineage: Eukaryota; Metazoa; Chordata; Mammalia; Chiroptera; Rhinolophidae. The coding region runs from base 125 to 625 and encodes 166 amino acids. The record is from RefSeq and is a predicted model, not a curated record. Gene Ontology annotation, biological process: translation. Gene Ontology annotation, molecular function: structural constituent of ribosome. The transcript has 4 exons. Gene Ontology annotation, cellular component: ribosome; mitochondrial large ribosomal subunit.